AUUGAAAAUGUCUUGAUUAUCGUUUCGUUAUCACUUAUCAGUUUGGUUAAUCACAACAUACAGUGUCUUGUUUUUCAACAUACAAGCACAGCAGCAAAAUGAGCGUGCAUGAUAUUGAAAGUUUUGUGAAAGUUGUGACCUACAGUUUAAUUCUUAUAUUUAAGUUCCGUGACAAGCACAUCACCUCAAAGAAAAUGCAAAUAUUUUUUUCGAGCUGUCACUUUUUGCGCCUUGUUCGACAAUUUAUAUUGGCUGUUGAUGCUGAGAUGCAUGAAAUUCCAACUGACUUAAUGAAAAACAUCUUGAAAAAGUAUGGAAAAGUUAAUGCUCAAUUAGAUUUAGAAAAUGUUAUGAUUUUUGGGACAGACGUUUUGCCCAAAAAUGAAAAGCUCACAAAUUGGUUACUUGUUCAAACAUCCUAUGGCACUGCUCGCUGGGUGUGCGCCAUAAACCUUCCUAUCAAGAAAAUGGGCAACAAAUGUUUUUGCAGCUAUCAACUUUAUCACAAUCUAUUUAACAGAAAACCUAAAACACCCAUCCAGGUUUUCCCAGAAACCCUGCAGCAAAGCAGUAUUCCAUGGGCUAGUAUUGCUCGUGUUUCAUUGUUAAAUUCCAGUCAAACUAAUAAUGACAUUGUUGAAAAAAUGAAAAAAUUCUUCAGUUCAAUAAGGUAUGUUCAAGCAGGUGACUUGAUUGAAGUGGACAAAGGUCUUAUGGUCAAAGUAGAAUCAGUUGUUGCUUCAAAGUCUGUGAAAAAGAAUAUUGGAUACUUUGUUGAAAAUCAAAAGUCUUCUUUAUUUCAACUAGCUAGUGUACCUUCAUUAAAAUUUUCUGUUGAAAAAAAAUUAAAGACAAACCCAACAAAAUGGAACCUAAGAACUUAUGAAGAAAUCGAAAGUUGUAUAAUGCCUAAUCGACCUCCUGGCUUGACUGAAUAUUGUGAUAUUUUGCAAAAGGUUUUAGCACCAUUUGUUGAUAUUGGCACUACUGAUCUCUUAGCGAAUUGGAGCUCCUCCGUAGCACUUCCAACAUUUUUAAUGAUAGGGCCGUCUGGGUCUGGCAAGCGAUUAAUUGUUAAAUGUGUCGCGGAUUUCCUGGGUCUUGAGUUUGUUGAAGUGUCCUGCCUUAGUCUACUCGGCGAAUCCAGCAAAGCCUCAGAAUUACGGAUUCGCAGCGUUUUUGAAAACGCUCGUCAAGUUUCUCCGGCUAUUCUAUACUUGACAGAUAUUGAAGUUGUCGGUAAAAGUCGCGAGGGAAAUGUUGCAGACUUUCGAAUUUUGCGCUUCUUUGUCUCUGAAAUCCGCCAACUUCAAUCGGAAUUGACAAAGAUGGAUUCUACAUCUCCACUUUUCAUAAUUGGAAGUUGUCGAGAUAGAAAUAAAUGCUCAUCGGAUGUCUGCGGGGCAUUACUGCAUCAUAUAACCAUCGAUGGUCUUAGUGAUGAAGAGAGGAUUACUACUCUUGGAUGGCUCCUUGAAGAAAGUUCUUCGGUAGUCGGCACACCUUUGGAAGAUCUAGCCCGGAGAAUGCAUGGAUUCCGACUGGGAGACCUGAACGCUGUCAUCUCAAUUGCUAAAAGGCAUGCUACUACGAACAUUAAUAAUGCCACCUCUGACGUAACCGUGAUUCCGUCGUCUUCCAUUGAUCAUGCUAUAGGUCUUGUUCGCCUUUGGCAGAGCAAAAACAUGAACGCUCCAACUAUUCCCGAAGUUCGUUGGGAGGAUGUUGGUGGAUUACAGCACAUCAUCACUGAAUUACUUGACACAAUCCAACUUCCGCUAAAGUUCCCAGAUCUAAUUCAAAACGGACUUAAGCGAUCAGGUGUUCUGCUGUACGGACCUCCUGGAACGGGUAAAACAUUACUGGCUAAAGCUGUGGCCACUGAGUGCAAUUUGCACUUUUUAAGUGUCAAAGGCCCUGAAUUGCUCAACAUGUACGUCGGUCAAAGCGAAGAAAAUGUUCGCAACGUAUUUCAAGCAGCCCGCCAAGCUUCACCAUGUUUAAUCUUCUUUGACGAAUUGGAUUCCUUGGCCCCUAAUCGUGGUCGUAGUGGAGACUCAGGUGGAGUGAUGGAUAGAGUUGUUUCACAAUUGUUAGCUGAAUUGGACGGCAUCAACAAAUCAGCAGUCGUCUUCGUAAUUGGUGCUACAAAUCGACCUGAUUUGAUCGAUCCAGCUCUUUUAAGACCCGGCAGGUUUGACAAACUUCUCUUUUUGAGCGUUAACGAUUCAAAGGAAUACCAGCUGUCUGUCUUGAAAGCACUUACUAGAAAGAUUCAGUUACAUCCAUUAGUAAAUCUUGAAGAUUUCGUUCAGCAGCUUCCGAAAUAUUUAACCGGUGCCGAUUUAUAUUCCCUUUGUUCCAACGCCAUGCUUAAAAGCGUGGAAAGAAAUAUCCAACUUAUAAAUGAAGGUCAUACGAUAUCCGAAGGAGAUCGAAUGUUAGGUACUGUAGAUUUCGAAACAGCUGCCCGUCAAUUGGUUCCUUCCGUUUCUGCCAAAGAUCUGUCGUCCUACAGAGAAUUGGAAUGCAAGAUCAAUCAGUCAUCCCAUUAGUAGAGCUCUUAUGUUUAUUGAGUUCAGACAUGUUUGUCAAAGCAUUAGCUAUAUCUAAUAAAAAUCUAUCACUAUCAUCAA
This is a messenger RNA of Daphnia pulicaria, 2636 nucleotides long. It is a transcript of the gene Pex6, whose product is annotated as peroxisome assembly factor 2-like. Gene Ontology annotation, cellular component: cytosol; peroxisomal membrane. The coding region runs from base 99 to 2555 and encodes 818 amino acids. Gene Ontology annotation, molecular function: ATP binding; ATP hydrolysis activity. NCBI's taxonomy places the organism in Eukaryota, Metazoa, Arthropoda, Branchiopoda, Diplostraca, Daphniidae. The transcript has 10 exons. Gene Ontology annotation, biological process: protein import into peroxisome matrix. The record is from RefSeq and is a predicted model, not a curated record.